Molecule: messenger RNA, 9584 nt
Organism: Siniperca chuatsi (mandarin fish)
Lineage: Eukaryota; Metazoa; Chordata; Actinopteri; Centrarchiformes; Sinipercidae
Gene: cul9
Product: cullin-9
Exons: 45
Coding region: 55-8034 (2659 amino acids)
Molecular function (GO): zinc ion binding
Source: RefSeq, a predicted model, not a curated record
AGUAGCCGUAGAAGAAGAAGCCGUCCCUGAGGCUGCUCCUGGCACAGUGCGCAAAUGCGCAUCCAACAGCACGGAGCUCCGCUGGAAAACGAUAAAACAAACAGCAGCAGGCUGGGAAACGACACGUUAGGGCGGAAAAGAAAACAGCACUUGAGGGGGAAGACGGAAACGAAGGCUAAAGUCUGUGACACGGCAGCGACCAUGGUGGGCGAACGCCGCAAUGGGAACCUGCUGGUCCAGCUCGGCCCGAGGCUGCAGGCGUAUCCAGAGGAGCUGAUCCGCCAGCGCCGCAACCACGACGGCCAGACGGAGUACCUGAUCCGCUGGUGUCUCGUCACCAUCGACGAUGGCUCCAGCUCCGGGGGCGGAGCCAGCGAGGCGGGCGGGUCGGGCGGCGGCAGCUCCGGUGUGGGCGGGUCCAGCGGCUCCACGUCAGGAGAGAGCAAAACGGAGAACAUCCUGAUGUGGAUGUCAACGGAGGACGUGUACGCCAACUGCCCCACCCUGCUGGGGAAGAGGAAAACGGACUCGCAGCGCCCCCUGCAGCAGCAGGAGAAGCAGCAGGGCGGCGAGGCAUCCGACGGAGGUCAGAGGAGCGGCGGCGAGUUCCCGUCCGACGUCACCUUCGACGAGGUGGAGCUGUCGGACAUGAAGGAGGACGUCAAGAACCUGGUGCGUCGAGCCAGGAAGCAGAUGACCAAGAAGAGCGACUUCUCCAUCAGCAUCACGCACACCAUCCACGUGCUGAGCGCCUACGCCGGCAUCGGCUCGCUGGUCGGCGUCUUCAAGGAGACGGGCGCCCUCAACCUGCUGAUGGAGCUGCUGUGCAACAAGGAGACGCAGACCAGACGCAGCGCCGGGAAGAUGCUGCGAGCGCUCGCCUCGCACGAUGCAGGAAGUCGGGCCUACGUGUUGCUGUCUCUCAGUCAGCAGGACGGCAUCGAGCAGCACAUGGACUUUGAUAACCGCUACACUCUGCUGGAGCUGUUCGCUGAAACCACGUCGUCAGAGGAGCACGGCAUCUCCUUCGAAGGGAUUCACCUGCCUCAGAUUCCCGGGAAGCUGCUGUUCUCUCUGGUGAAGCGUUACCUGUGCGUCACGUCUCUGAUGGACAAACUCAUCACGGCGGGGGCGGAGUCCAGCUCUGACAGACAGGACGCCAGCCCCUCCCCCGCCUCCUCCUCCUCCUCCAGCGCCGCCCACCAGACGGAGCACCUGCGCGUCCAGCGAGAGUUCGACUUCACCAUGGCCAUGGCCAACCUGAUCUCGGAGCUGGUCCGCGUGAUGGGUUGGGACCGGAACCGCCAGCCUCCCGACGGCCCCGCCCACCACCCAGGAGGAGGCGGGUCCUGUGGGGAGGAGCAGGGGGAGGAGGCGUCCCGCCCCGUCCUCAGGUCCAUCUUCCAGCCUCGUUUCUGCGCCUCCCCCGUCGUCUUUACCGCCACCGCCGCUGUAGCCGCUCCCGCCGCCACGCCACCGAAGAAGAAGACGGGUAACGGAUACAAAACGCGCGCCGACUUCGCCAGCCGCUCGGCCUACGUGGAGUACGUCCAGGACAACCUGAAGAGCGGCAUGAUGGUCCGCAUGCUGGAGGACUACGAGGAGGUGAGCUCCGGAGACGAAGGAGAGUUUCGCUACAGCAACGACGGCUCGCCACCUGUUCAGGUGUACUGGAACUCCCUGUCCAGGACUUACUGGGUCCACUGGCACAUGGUGGAGAUACUGGGCAGCAGCAGCAGCAGCCAGGCUGAGAAGGAGACGCAGGAGAAGGCCUCGACCCUGACUGAGACACUCAAACUCACCACUGUGAGUCAGACGUUCUUCUCGAAGCCGCCCGGCGGUCUCUACUCUCUGCCGUACCUGUCCGAGGGUCUGCAGUCCGAGCCGCUGGCUCUGAGUCGGGCCGAGUGGUGGGAGAUCCUCUUCUUCAUCAAGAAGCUGGAGACGAAGCAGCAGCAGGAGGUCAACAACAUGCUGCUGCAGAGCCUGGACGACCAGGAGGCGGAGUUGGACGACUCGUCUCUGAUUGGUCUGUCCGUCCCCGGAGACGUGGCGAAGAAGCUGCUUCACUACCUGAAGCAGACGCUGCCGUCGUCGUGUCUGAGCGACCUGCUGUGCUCUCACACCUUCUCCAAACACUACCUGAGGAGAGGAGGAGGAAGCCUGGAGGACGAAGAGCUGCUGGCUGAAAGCUCUCUGGGUUCGUCCGGCCUGGGAGGAGGCGUAGGAGCGGGACAGAACUCGUCCUCUUUGUCGUCAGCCUCGUCCUCCUCUUCCUCGGCGAUGGGCUCCGUCUCUAAGAAAGCGAAGAAGGAACUUCCCGUCGACUCGGGCUGCGGCAGCUCGGAGACGGAGAGCGAGCUGCCCACAGAGGACGAGAGCAAAUACCCCGACGACCUGGAGGACAAGAUGAAAGUGUUUAACAACCCGCGGGUCCAGGGGAAGAAGACGGUGUUGGAGAAGUUGGGGGAGGUGGUGGACAUCCUGAAGAAGGGGGGGUCGGGCUCAGACCAGGCCCAGCAGCUGGCCGCCGUCCUCUUCAUCACCAAGCUGCUGGAGGAGAAGGGGGCCCAGGAGAAGAACUCCAUGAGGAGCGACUCCGCCCAGACCAUACGGGACAAGGUGCUGAAGCUGCUGGUGGAGCUGCUGGGCUCGUCCUCUAAAGACCUGCUGAUCAGCGCGCUGAGACUCACCCACCUCCUCAUGCUCAAGUACGAGUGGAGGGUUUCCUUCGCCACCGAGGGGGGGGUCAAGGCCGUCCUGUCCUGCAUGCAGGAGUUCUCCACCGUGACUCAAGUCCAGCAGCUGGCGCUCGCAACUCUGAAGGUGAUCACCGGAGCCAGUAAGCACGACCUCCGCAGCGUCGGCAGCAGCCUCCCCCUCUCGGAGUCCGGCACUCAGAUGAUGUUGGAGAUCUUCGCCAGCAUCGGCUCGGCCACGCCCGAAGGCUCCAGGGGCCUGCUGGGAGCCAUUCCCGCCGCCAUCGACCUCAUGCUCAACACUAAAGGCUGCAUGCUGUCGGUGCGUAACGGCCUGCUGGUCAUCGUCAUGCUCAUCUCCAACCAUAAGAGCCUGGCGGAGCAGCUGGUGGCCUGUGACGUCACCACCGUCCUCAAGAAGUGUCUGACUCUGUCCCGAGCGGAGACCAUGCUGGCCAUCAUCGCCCUCAACCACAUCUCCAUGGUGCACAAGCUGGAGAGCAAAGAGUGUCGGGAGCAGCUGGACUUUAAGGACACGGAGCUGCAGAUGUUGGUUGUGAGUCUGAAGGAGCUGACGGCCACCAAAGAGGUGAUCCAGACUCUGGAGCAGCUGCUGUGUGACGACGCCUCACAGCUGGAGGAGGAACGCAGUCAGGUGAUUCACAGUCGUGACACUUAUCAGGAUCUGGUUCGUCUGAUGGAGCAGCACCGAGCCGACCGGGCCGUCCAGCUCUCCAUCCUCAGGAUCCUGAACAAGUUCCUGGACAACUACCAGGAGGACGUGCUGCCGUGGCACGAGAGCAUCGAGCCCUGCCUGUCCUCCCUGACGGCCUUCAUCAACGACAGAGAGGUGGUCCAGCUGUUUAUCCGCUUCCUGUACCGGCUGGCGUCUCUGAACAAAGACUACGCGGUGGUGAUGUGUCGUCUGGGGACCAAAGACGCUCUGGUGAAAGCUCUGGACAAACACAGCACCAACCUGCUGCUGGUCACCGAGCUCCGAGACCUCAUCACCGACUGUGAGAAGUACGCCAGCCUCUACAAGAAGAUGACCACGAGCGUCCUCGCAGGAUGUAUCCAGAUGGUCUUGGGUCAGAUUGAGGAGCACCGUCGCAGCCAUCAGCCAAUCAACAUCCCCUUCUUUGACGUGUUCCUCAGGAAUCUCUGCCAAGGUUCCAGUGUGGAGCUGAAGGAGGACAAGUGCUGGGAGAAGGUGGAGGUUUCGUCCAAUCACCACCGAGCUAACAAACUGACCGACAAGAACCCCAAAACCUACUGGGAGUCCAACGGCUGCACCGGCUCGCACUACAUCAACAUCUACAUGCACAAAGGAGUCGUCAUCAGACAACUGGCCAUCCUGGUGGCCAGCGAGGACUCGAGCUACAUGCCGGCCCGGAUCCUGGUUCUGGGAGGAGACGAGCCCACCAACAUCAACACCGAGCUCAACACGGUGAACGUCACUCCCUCGGCCAGUCGGGUGGUUCUCCUGGAGAACAUGACCAGGUUCUGGUCCAUCAUCCAGAUCAGGGUCAAGAGAUGUCAGCAGGGAGGUAUCGACACUCGGGUCCACGGUUUCGAGGUUCUGGGUCCGAAGCCGACGUUCUGGCCGGUGUUUAAGGAGCAGCUGUGCUGUCGGACCUACCUGUUCUACAGCACCAAGGCCCACACCUGGUGUCAGGAGGUGAUGGAGGACAAGACGCAGCUGCUGCAGCUCUUCAACAAACUGAACAGCGCUCUGAGACACGAGCAGAUGUUUGCAGAUCGUUUCCUGCCGGACGCCGAGGCGGCUGAAGCUCUGGGCCGAACCUGCUGGGAGGCUCUGAUCACCCCCAUCGUCCACAGCAUCACACUGUCAGAAUCCUCAGCGUCCAGCCCUCUGUCCUGGCUGCUCAGUGAGUACCUGGAUAACGCUGAGUUGGCACGCCGCUGUAAAAGCCGGGCGGCCAUCUUUAACUCCAGAGUGAGGCGCCUCACACACCUCCUGGUCCACGUAGACACGAGCUCCCCGGACAGCGAGGAGCUCAGACCCCCCGUCAAAUCAAAAGGUCUCAACCGAAGCAAAGAGCUGAAGAACGGUAAAGAGGGUAAAAACAAAGACGCCGCUGCGGCCUCUUCCUCCUCCUCAUCCUCUGCAGCCAAGCCCAAAGUGAAGAGCAGCAGCAGCAUCGCAGGCAUCGCCCUCUGUUGGCAGGGAGUGGUACAGCGCCAGGUGAAGAAGUUUCUGGAUUCGAGCUGCAGUCUGCCGGACUUUGUGGAGCGUUACCGGACUCUGUACCUGCGGCUGAAGAACGCCAUGGAGGAGCUGUUCGGACAGCAGACCGCCUUUGUCCUCGCCCUCCGACACGGCUUCUCCGCCGCCCUGCUGCAGCUCUCCAUCCUCAGGGCCAUGCACGUGAGCGAGCGUUUCGCUCAGUACAUCGACCAGAUGAUCCAGACCAGCGGCGCAGCGUGCGGCAGCGUGGAGACUCUGGAGCGGCUGCAGCAGUUUCUGGAGCCGAUGCUCUUCCUGUCGGGUCUGGAGCUCGCCAACACCUUCGAACACUUCUACAGGUACUACCUGGGCGACCGGCUGCUGGCUCAGGGGAACGUGUGGUUGGAGACCGCCGUCAUUGAUCAGAUCGGCAGCUGCUUCCCGAGUCGCUUCCCUCAGCAGAUGCUGAAGAACCUGAGCGAGUCGGCCGAGCUGCAGCAGGAGUUUCACCUGUACCGCCUGCAGCAGCUGGACCGGUGCCUGCAGGAGCACGACCAGAUUAUGGAGGAGGAGUGGGCGGAGUCAGAUGAGGAGGCGGAGGUCCAGGUUCUGAUUCUGUCCCCGCGCUGCUGGGCCGUCUCCUCGCUCUGCUUCCUGGACGAACCCGCAAAACAUUUUCCAGCCGAACUCUGCUCCUACCUGAACCAGUUCACCCAGUUCUACACCCACAGUCAGUACAUGUGUGGUCUGAGUCACUCGAAGCCUCGCCGUCUGCAGUGGACGUGGCUCGGUCACGCUGAGCUGCAGUUUGGCUGCUGGACGCUGCACGUCUCCACGCUGCAGAUGUUCAUCCUGCUGCAGUUCAACAGCCACGAGGAGGUUCAGGUGGACGCUCUGCUGCAGGCGACCGGCCUGUCGGCGGCCGUCCUGCUGCACGCUCUGCUGCCGCUCAUCAGCGAGGGAGGGCCGCUGACCUGCAGCGAGCCGAAGGAGCCCAGCCAGGGUGUGUUGCAGCUGAACCAGCAGGUGGCGGCUCGCAGCCAGGACGGCGUCCCCACGUCCGUUCAGCUGCUGCCCAGACAGACGUACCUGAACGUGGACGAGGACGCCGCCGGCACGCUGGAGAGGAAGAGGAACUACGUCUACUGCCUGAUCGUCCACAUCAUGAAGCAGGAGAAGGAGAUGCACAUCGACAACCUGGUCUUCAAGGUUCUGGACUCGUGUCAGAAACAGGAAGCCUCUCGCUCUCCGGGCGCUGGGCGUUUCAGCUGCAGCACCAGCGACGUGCUCUCCUGCAUCAUGCACGUCAUCAGCAAAGGCUGCAUCCGACGCAACGAGGAGAACCCGCACAUCGUGGAGUUCCUGCCGGAGGACCCGUCCACGCCGCAGAAAGGCCAGGCUCAGUUCUCCUUCAGCCGGACCGAGAUCAGGAAGGAGGCCGCGGACAGCGUGGCCGACAUCAGCCUGGUGUCGGCGCCGCGGCAGUUCGAGGACGGCGUCUUGGAUGCGGUUCUGUUCUCGAUGGGACGGACGAUGACGCAGGAGGAAGUUCGUGAGCUGAUGCAGAGGACUGUCCAGCAGGUGUCAGGGACUCUGAGUCUGGACCUGGACCGGGCCGAGCACUUUCUGGUUCACUGUAAGUGGAACGUGGACCUGCUGGUGCAGCAAUACACCGACGACCCCGACACCCUCAUCAUGGCCGCCGGACUCAAGUGCCGAAACCCUCAGCCGCCGCCGAGCCCCGCCUCCACCUGCCCCGUGUGCCUGGUCCCCCGCACCACCGCCACGGAGCCGGUCCCCUCGCUGAGCUGCAUGCACUACUGCUGCCAGUCCUGCUGGCAGGAGUACCUGACCGCGAGGAUCGAACAGAACCUGGUCAUGAACUGUAACUGUCCAAUCACAGACUGCCAGGCUCAGCCCACCUCCCUGUUCUUCCUCAGCAUCCUCACAGACAAGGACACCAUCGCCAAGUACGAGAGUGCCUUGCUCAGAGGCUACGUGGAGUGCUGCUCCAACCUGACGUGGUGCACCAACCCUCAGGGCUGCGACCAGAUCCUCUGUAAGGAGAACAUGGGCAGCAUGGGGACCUGCUCCAAGUGCUGCUGGUCCUCCUGCUUCAGCUGCAACUUCCCCGAGGCCCACUACCCAGCCAGCUGCAGCCACAUGUCGCAGUGGAUGGAUGAUGGAGGAUAUUAUGAAGGCAUGAGCAUGGAGGCUCAGAGCAAACACCUCGCCAAGCUGAUCUCCAAACGCUGCCCGAGCUGCCAGGCUCAGAUCGAGAAGAACGAAGGCUGUCUGCAUAUGACCUGUGCCAAGUGCAACCACGGUUUCUGCUGGCGCUGCCUGAAACCCUGGAAACCAACGCACAAAGAUUACUACAACUGCUCCGCCAUGGUGAGUAAAGCAGCGCGGCAGGAAAAGAAGUUCCAGGAUUAUAACGAGAGAUGCACCUUCCACCACCAGGCCAAGGAUUUUGCCAUCAACCUGGAGAACAAAGUGUCGUCCAUCAAUGAAGCUCUGCAGAUGAAGUCUUUGACCUUCGUCAUCGACGCCUGUAAAGUUCUCGCUCAGGCUCGUAAGGUGCUGGCCUACUCCUGCGUCUACAGCUACUACAACCAGGAGACGGAGAAGAUGGACGUGAUGGAGCAGCAGACGGAGGCUCUGGACCUGCACACCAACGCCCUGCAGAUCCUGCUGGAGGAGACUCUGCUGCAGUGCACUGACCUGGCCUCAUGUGUCCGGCUGCUGAAACCAGAACAUCUCAACACCGGACUGGAACUGAUCCGACGCAUCCAGGAGCGCCUGCUGGCCAUCCUGCAGCACUCAGCCCAGGACUUCAGGGUCGGUUAUCAGUCCAAGAGCGGCCAGGAACCAGAAUCUACUCAGGCCUCCAACCUGUCCAACCACACCGACGCCAACAAAGUGUCGAAGUCGGAAAGAGUGUCGGACUCUGGAGACUCGGAUAACAACAACAACGCGGGCGAGGAGGGCGGCGAGGAGGCGGAGGAAGAGGACGACGAGUACGAUGAAGAGUACGUCCCCGAGUGGCACGAGGACUACGACGAGGACGACAUCGACGAGGACGACUUCUUCUCCGACGACGACGAGUCCGAGAACCUGGAGAGGGACUUCAGCCCCUUCGACUGAACCCGGCGGGACAAACGGAAACCUCCCCGAGUCGAGGGACAGCGAGAGAGAGGGCGAGUCGGGCCCCGCCACGGCCCCGCCCCCUCCUCACGACCAUCCGACGCCACCUGAGAGCAUCAGGAAGGAGGGGAGACGAACAGAGGGACGUCCUCCUUCACCUGAACCCCCCCCCCCACCCCAAACACAGCUGCACUCGCUUUUCCACUUCCUGUAUUUUAACUUCUGUGUUUUCAUAAAAUUAAAGUACGGAAGAAGACGAGGGUCACGUGAAGAAAAAAAUAGUUCUGAGUUUAAUAUUUAAAUUCUUCAAAGAUGAAAUUCUUCGUUUAGUCUUUAAAUGAUAAAUUCUAAGUCAGUUUUGAUAGAAGGUCAUGAUUUGACUAUUUUCUGUUAAAAAGGUGAAAACUGGUCUGAAACCAGUUCAAACCCAGUCUAAUAACUUUAAACAAAGUUUGAAACAAGUCAGAAACCACUGUACACCCAGUCCGAAACCUGCCUGAAAUUAGACCAGUUUACCCGGGUGAAACCAGUUCAAGCAGUCAGAAACCAGACUGAAACAAUCGGUCUGAAACCGGUUUAAAACAGUUACAUUAGAGUUUGAUUUAAGACCAGUCUGAAACCAGUCUGAAACCAGUUUGAAACAAGGUUUUUGAGUUCAGACUUGAUUUUCUUUCUCCGGCUGAUUUUACGAUUCAGACUUUAAUCUCAGAACAGUUUUUUUGUUGCGGCCUGAUGUCUCUUCCGUACCGAACCACCUGGGCUCAGCCCCGGUUCUGGAUCUCGGUGGUUUUGGUGUCACUUCUGUCCGACGGCGAUGAAGGAUCUUUUCCAGAGGAAGUGUGUUAGUUUGUGAUCUUUCACAGAACAAAAUGUUUGUGUUUGUUUCCUGCUGCUGCUGCUGUGGAUUUUUCCCGAGACGAGUAAAGACCAGAGAAAAAGGGAUUAGUAAUCCGGAGACUUAGUCCACAUCUCACUCAUCUUUUUGUACCUGUUGUAAACUUAGUUAGCCCUUUAAAAGUAUCUUUGUUUCUUUCAUCACACGUUCUGCCUUCGUUUAUUUUGACGAUGGAGGUUGCCUUCAUUUGAGAGUAAAGAAACGUAGAGAUGAUUAAAACCUCUGUAACUGUUUUCAGAUUAGAUUUACUCACAGAAGUUUUUUUACAUGUCUGUCGAGUCGGACGUUUCCGUGCAUCUGAAGAGAGAUUCUGGCGGGUUAAACCCCGAGCAAACAUCAGCCUCUGAAGUAUCACUGCAAUAACCGAUCGAUCGUUUAUCGGCUCGCCGUUGCAUCAUUAGCCGAGCGAAGACUCGCCUGCUCUGUUUUCUGUCUUUUAAAAAGGACGUUAGGAUGAGAUUUGGGGUUUGUUGUCGAGAAGCCGGCGCUCUGCAGGAGUCGAGGGAUAUCUGAUAUUCCUGCUCCCUGUUUUGCUGUAAUUUUGAGAGAUCCUAUAUUCAUAUUGUUGAUGUUCUACGAUGUUCUUUCUGGUUUCUUUGCUGGAGUCGAGCGACUUCAGCCAGCAAACUAAAUAAAAGCUUUUUCUGCUACGCUG